Molecule: messenger RNA, 3437 nt
Organism: Saccostrea cuccullata (small rock oyster)
Lineage: Eukaryota; Metazoa; Mollusca; Bivalvia; Ostreida; Ostreidae
Exons: 3
Coding region: 127-3390 (1087 amino acids)
Biological process (GO): protein polyubiquitination; proteasome-mediated ubiquitin-dependent protein catabolic process
Molecular function (GO): protein binding; zinc ion binding; ubiquitin protein ligase activity
Source: RefSeq, a predicted model, not a curated record
UGAGAAGGAAAUUAUUAAACAACUGUAAAAUUUCUUAUCUGCUCAAAGAUUCUAAAUUUAGAAAAGGGGGAUUCCUAGUUGAAUUUUCUGUCGAUAUAUGUAUGACUUAUUCAGAGAGAUUUGGACAUGGAUCCCAGCAGCAGUGCCCAGGAUGUGAUCAGAUGUGACCUUUGUGAGACAGCUAUAGUACAGAUGUACUGUGAUUUCUGUCAUGUCAGCCUCUGUAAACCCUGUAUUGGAGAACACAUUGCUGAUGAAUAUGACAAACAUAAAAUUGUCCCAUUCCAACAAAGAAAAUCCACCUUAAUUUAUCCACAGUGCAAUACACAUGAAACAAAAACAUGUAAAUUUGAUUGUAAAAAAUGCAACACAUAUGUGUGUUCUUUAUGCAUUACAUCUGAUACACAUAAGGGACAUGCCAUUAGAACUCUUUCUGAUAUCUUUAAUUCAAAGAAAGAAAUCAUAGGGAAAGAUACCGAAGAGUUAGAAAAAAUAAUUUCUCCAACUUAUGAAGAAAUUGCCACUGAUAUAGAAACACAAAUAGCUAAUCUGGAUGAAGAAUAUGAAAAUCUUUUAACAGCAGUGACAGAACAUGGAGAAGAAUGGCACAAGAAAAUCGAUAACAUUGUAAACAAAAUGAAAACAGAAAUUGAAGAGAUAAAAAUCAAACAUAUAUGCAUUCUGAAGAAACAUUUAGGUGGAAUUAAACAAAUACAGAAUCUCAUUAAACAAACACUGCUAAAACUAUAUAAAAUAGAUGAAUCAAAUGAAGUGUCCAUGAUUAUGGAAUACAGUUCUAAAAUCAAAGAUUUGAGCAGAAUUCCUCCCAAAGUUGAGAUAUCACUGCCAACAUUCAAUCCAAAGUCCAAAGAUACAGAAUAUUUUUAUACAUUGUUUGGAUCUUUAACACAACUAUCUACGAAAACAAAAGAAAAUGGUUACAAACUGAAGAAACAAGAAACACCAACCAGAGAACUGCUGGAAGAACCAGAACUUAUCACUUCUAUAGAUACUGGGUAUGAAGAACUCCGCUCUGUUGCCUGUCUCAGUGAAGAAGAAAUCUGGACAAGUGGAAUGGUUAGUGAUAUGAAAUGUUUUAACAUUCAAGGCUCCCUAAUUAAGACAAUCAGAACAAAAUCAGGGGAACGGCCAAGUGACAUAACAGUGGCAAGUGAUGGAGAUCUAUUGUACUCUGACAGGAUAGAAAGGACAGUGAAUAGAGUGAAGAAUGGCCAAACAGAGGAGAUGAUCAGACUUCAGGAUUGGACACCUAGAAAACUCUGUGUCACCUCCUCUGGUGAUCUGCUGGUUACUAUGUACAGUGUUACUAAUCUCUUGGUUUCUAUAUUCAGUAAACCACAGUUCAAAGUUGUGCGUUUCUCAGGUUCCACAGAGAAACAAACAAUCCAGUUUGAUGAAGAGGGUAAACCUCUGUAUUCAGGAAAUGACCGAGUUAAGUACAUCAGUGAGAACAGAAACCUGGAUAUCUGUGUGGCUGACUGUGAAGCUGGUGCUGUAGUGGUGGUCAACCAGGCUGGAAAACUCCGAUUUAGAUACACUGGUCAUCCUCCCUCUGCUAUAAAGAAAAAACAAUUUGUGCCUUAUGGUAUCACAACAGACAGCCAGAGUCAGAUCCUGACAGCAGACUAUUAUAACCACUGUAUCCACAUCCUAGACCAGGACGGACAGUUCCUCCGUUAUAUAGAUAACUGUGAUCUGAAGAAUCCAUAUGGUUUAUGUGUGGACAAAAAUAAUUUGUUUGUUACUGAGUGGAAUUUGGACAUGGAUCCCAGCAGCAGUGCCCAGGAUGUGAUCAGAUGUGACCUAUGCGAGACAGCUAUAGUACAGAUGUACUGUGAUUUCUGUCAUGUCAACCUUUGUAAACCCUGUAUUGGAGAACACAUUGCUGAUGACUAUAACAAACAUCAGAUUGUCCCAUUCCAACAAAGAAAAUCCACCUUGAUUUAUUCCAAGUGCACAACACACGAAACAGAAAGAUGUAAAUUUCAAUGCAAAGAAUGCAACACAUCUGUGUGUUCCUUAUGCAUUAUAACUGAUACACAUAAAGGACAUACCAUUUCAACUCUUUUUGACAUUUUUAAUUCAAAGAGAGAACUCAUAGGGAAAGAUAUUGAAGAGUUAGAAAACAUAAUUUCUCCAACUUAUGAAGAAAUAGCCACUGAUAUAGAAACUCAGAUUGCUAAUCUGGAUGGAGAAUAUGAUAGACUUUCAACAGAAGUUACAGAACAUGGAGAAGAAUGGCACAAAGAAAUUGACAACAUUGUGAACAAAAUGAAGACAGAAAUUGAAGAAAUAAAAAAUAAACAUAUGACCAUUCUGAAGAAACAUUUAGAUGAAAUUAAAGAAGUACAAUCAGUUAUUGAAAAAACAUUGCUAAAACAAAAUGAAAUAAACGAAUCAAACGAAGUGUCUAUGACAGUUGAAUACAGUUCUAAAAUCAAAGAUUUUAGGAAACUUCCUCCUAAAGUUAUAGUAUCAUUGCCUCUGUUCAGUCCAAAGUCAAAAGAUACAGAACAACUUUAUGCAUUGUUUGGAUCUUUAACACCAAUAUCUACCAAAACAGAAGAAAAUGGCUACAAACUGAAGAAACCACCAAGGAGAGAACUGCUGAAAGAACCAGAACUUAUCACUUCUAUAGAAACUGGGUAUAAAGAACUCCGAAGUGUUACGUGUCUCAGUGAAGAAGAAAUCUGGACAUGUGGACAAGUCAGUGAUAUGAAAUGUUUUAGCAUGCAAGGGUCACUAAUCAAGACAAUCAAAACAAAAACAGGAGAACAUGCAGUUGAUAUAGCAGUGACAAAUGAUGGAGAUUUAGUUUAUUCUGACUGGGAAAGAAGGAUAGUUAAUAAGGUGAAGAAUGGACAGAUAGAGGAGAUGAUCACACUACAGGACUGGAAACCUAACAAUCUCUGUGUCACCUCCUCCGGUGAACUCCUGGUUACCAUGUUCAGUGAUGAUCAAAAACAUUCCAAAGUUGUCCGUUACUCAGGAUCCAUAGAGAAACAAACAAUUCAGUUUGAUGAGGAAGAUAAACCUCUGUAUUCAGGAAAUGGCUAUAUUAAGUACAUCAGUGCUGUAGUAGUAUGUAACCAAGCUGGAGAAUUCCGAUUUAGAUACACUGGUCAUCCUUCUUCCACCAAGAACGGACCAUUUAAACCCCGUGGUAUUACAACGGACAGCCAGAGUCAGAUCCUGACAGCAGACCGUAUUAACCACUGUAUCCAUAUCCUAGAUCAGGAUGGACAGUUCCUCCGUUAUAUAGAUAACUGUGAUCUGAAGGAACCAUUUGGUUUAUGUGUGGACAAAAAAGACAAUUUGCUUGUCGCUGAGUACAGAGGAAACGUUAAAAAGAUUAAAUAUCUCUUGUAAAUGUUACAACUCCUGGAAAUAAUGAUAGGAAAAAAUCUUUUGUUUCG